Molecule: messenger RNA, 684 nt
Organism: Meloidogyne enterolobii
Lineage: Eukaryota; Metazoa; Nematoda; Chromadorea; Rhabditida; Meloidogynidae
Source: the annotation of a GenBank genome assembly
AUGAUAAAGCCACUUUUCCAUGCCAAACUAAAUUUUCAACCAGUGUUCAACGAAGUCAAUGUUAAUUUCUACCAAAUUUACAAUGCAAUCCUUACCAAAUUUAAAUGGUUAUUAGAUUUGGAAGGAGUGAAUAAUUAUAUUGAAAUAUGUGCAAAAUACGAAGAAAAAGGCAACUAUAUAAUAGCAAUUCAUUUACCUAGUAACGAGGAAAACAUUAGAAUGCCUUUUAUUGUAGAAGCCAUGCAAAUUUUUGUAAAAGUUGAUGAUAAACUCAAGAAAUGUGUUUCAACUAAAAUUAAAAUUGAGUCAGAUGAACUGAGGAAUACCUUGGGCAAGUUAAAGACAGGUGUAGGGAUUGCGAUUGUUAAGUCUCAUAGAAAUUUAAAAGAUGGAGAAAUGAUAAAACAAGGAAAUAAAUUAUUUAAUGAUUUUGAAUUAUAUGGUGGUGAAUAUCCGUUUGAAGAUGUGUUAUGUGUUCAGGUGUUAAAGCCAUUAUUUGAUGAUGAGAAAAUAACUGAAAAUAAAAAUACAUUUAAUACAAAUGUAACAAAAUAUUUGAAACAAAGAGAAGAAAAGUAUUUAUCGAAAAAUAUUUUAUUUAAAGAAAGUUGGCAAAAAUGGUUUUUAUUCGAUGGAAAAUUUUAUAAGGUCGGGGAAAAUGGAAAAGCAGAUUAUAUAGAUUAA